This is a messenger RNA of Rotaria socialis, 216 nucleotides long. The record is from the annotation of a GenBank genome assembly. Lineage: Eukaryota; Metazoa; Rotifera; Eurotatoria; Philodinida; Philodinidae.
AUGGCAAAUCAGUAUGCACUUGCUCAAGGUAAUUGCUGUGGUUUCGGACCAUAUCCUAAUCCAAUAGCUAUUGUUUAUACUGAUGAUAGAGAAUGUACUAUUAUUGUUGGUUUUGGUCCUGAUAGUGCACUUGAUAUUCGAGAUAUUGUAACAGGAGAACUUGAAGUCAAGAGAUUAUUACCAGAUUGCAGAGUCAAACAAGUUUUUUUGACAUGA